AUGUCUCAAUCGCAAUCUUCUUCUUGUUGUUGCCAGGGCGUGAGCUGCCGAAGUUGUCAUUCCUCACAUGGUGCUGGUUCAAUGGGGGUAGGGAUAGUUCCAAUUUGCAAUUAUGGUGAGAGGACAGUAGUAAAAAUGGCUAGAACUUCAAAGAAUCCUGGAAAAUAUUUUUGGGGUUGUCGUAACUACAAGAGUGGAGCUGGAAAUGUGACGUGGUGUAACUAUUUCAAGUGGUGCAAUGAAGAAGAAGUUGAUGAAAAGGAUGUUAUCAUUGGUAGGCUAAGGAGCAAGAUUUGUAAUAUGGAGAAGACGGUGAAAGCUUUGAAGAGAAGGAUCCACUUAUUAGUAUCAGUGAUGUGUGUUGUUAUUGUACUGAUCAUAGUGAUGUUGUGUGGGUAA
Molecule: messenger RNA, 399 nt
Organism: Vigna radiata var. radiata (mung bean)
Lineage: Eukaryota; Viridiplantae; Streptophyta; Magnoliopsida; Fabales; Fabaceae
Exons: 2
Coding region: 1-399 (132 amino acids)
Molecular function (GO): zinc ion binding
Source: RefSeq, a predicted model, not a curated record